Messenger RNA from Lontra canadensis (Northern American river otter), 267 nucleotides. Its product is annotated as tubulin beta chain-like. The record is from RefSeq and is a predicted model, not a curated record. Gene Ontology annotation, molecular function: GTP binding; GTPase activity; structural constituent of cytoskeleton. NCBI's taxonomy places the organism in Eukaryota, Metazoa, Chordata, Mammalia, Carnivora, Mustelidae. Gene Ontology annotation, cellular component: cytoplasm; microtubule. Gene Ontology annotation, biological process: mitotic cell cycle; microtubule cytoskeleton organization.
UGUGACAUCCCACCCCGGCAACUAAAAAUGUCUGCCAUCUUCAAAGGCAACAGCAUGGCCAUCCAGGAGCUGUUCAAGUGCAUCUCGGAACAGUUCACUGCCAUGUUCCAGCGCAAGGCCUUCCUUACAUGGUACACGGGUGAGGGCAAGGAUGAGAUGGAGUUCACCAAGGCAGAGAGCAACAUGAACAUCCUGGUGUCCAAGUACCAACAGUACCAGGACACCGCAGCCAAGGAUGAGGGCAAGUUUGAGGAGAAAGCUGUGUGA